CUUUUCAAUGCCAAGUUUUGCGGAAACUUGGCCAUAACAGAAAUAGAUCCUUAUUUUUCUGGAUAGAAUUCGAUACUAGCGCUCUCUUGGUUCCAGCAUGUGCAUUUACGAAAAGUUGUUGCUGUCAUGAUGCACUUCCAGAUAUAGACAUAGGAAGGACUUGGCAAGGAAUAUCAGGACGUAUCGCCUUGUUCACCUUCCACCAGGAUCCCAUUUCACCUUUUCUCACUAGAAGUGACGCAUUCUAGCUGCUAGGUGUUUAGACGCGUCGAAAACGCUUAAGACAAGCGCAUCACCGGACCUGCUGCGCACCCUCGGUAGCCGCCAGAAUUUCCAACAUGGGGGCAAUCAGAAUCUUCCUUUCUCUUUUCUUCUUCGCCAGUGCGAUUCGUGCCCAAGUUACCGUGUAUUCGCAACAACCCUUAAAUGCCCAGACCUCCACUUCUUCUGCUGAUGCCGCUUCAUACACCGGUGCGGCGGCCUACAACCCCACGGUGCUCAACCCACCGCCAAUCCCGGACCCACUACCGCCUAUGCAGUUCGGGAUACAGCUUCAGAACGGCGGCACGAAUGGCGUUUCCAUCGUUCAAUCAGGCUCUUUUGUGGGAUUCUCGAUAGAAAUGUCCGUAGCGAACCAAGCUCUCGGGAAAAACUCUAGUUUCAUCCAGGUUCCUUUCCUUAACCUUAUGGCGAAUCUUCAGCAACGCGCAGGCAGGGUGUAUGUUCGAGUGGGAGGAAACACGCAGGAAACGGCUGUCUUUGUAGACAAUCUACCGGAAGGGAAAAUGAUUCAAAAAGAUAACGAGAACACGACCAAUCCCACUCAAACACCGCCUUUAGACUACACGAGCGACCUCUUUCAUCUAAUGAGAGGUAUAUCUGAACUCGUCAAUAUCCGAUGGUUUUUGGGCAUCCCGUUCUUCAACAUCGAUCCAUUCCAACUCGCCAUCGCUGAACAAAGUCAAGCCAUUCUCGGCGACUUCUUAGCCGGCCUCCAGGCUGGCAACGAGCCUGAUCUUUAUGUACGCCACGGCCACAGGACUGACCCUUACGGGCCUUCUGAUUAUGGAAACGAAUUCGGCGCUCUCGUUCAGGCUAUGAACAACGAUGCUAAUGCCGCUAAUAAGAACCUUCUUAUUGGACCCAACAUCGCUACCGGAGACUGGUAUCCGGAAGAUGUUUGGAACACAGGAUUUGUUGACACAUACAGCGAGAAUUUGGCCUAUUUGGCCGUAGAACACUACCCAACGGACAAUUGUUACGCUGUCUAUGGAUCUGGAACGCCUCGCGAUGCCCAAACCAUGUUCCCCACUUACUUGAAUCACUCAUCUGGGCAGUCCAUUGUUCAGGCGUACGUCAACUCCGGCAACUACGCCCAGCAGAAGAACAAGAAGUUGCUCAUGUUUGAGACGAACACCGCUUCCUGUGGAGGUUUCCCGGGCAUCAGUGACUCCUUCGGUGCCGCUUUGUGGGGACUUGAUUAUUCCAUGCAAAUGGCAUACUCCAACUUCUCGGGUGCUCUGAUGCACAUUGGUGGGCAGAACGUUUUCUAUAACCCUUUCACUCCACCUCCGACUAAUCAGUCAACCUUCCACCAAUGGACGAUCGGCCCAAUAUAUUACUCUGCACUGAUCAUGGCGGAGGCGAUGGGCGCGUCAAACGCCUCUCAGAUUCUAGAUUUGAACGCCAACGAUGGAAAUAUCUUUACCCCCGCCUAUGCCAUUUACGAGAACGGGAAUCCUGUCCGAGUUGCGCUUUUCAACUACAUAACGGACCCUUCGGGUGCUAGCACUUAUACCGCCUCCAUUGCCAUUGGAGGUGGUGAGACUGGUCAAGCGAAUGGCACUCCUGCCCAGGUCAAAGUGAAGUAUCUUUCCGCGGAUUCCGUGUCACAAAAAGGUAAUUUCCGAUGGGCUGGGCAGACAUUCGGACACAUCUUCGAAUCAGAUGGCCGUCUUAUGGGCGAAGAAGACAUUCAAACCGUGACUUGCGACCAGAAUGCCAACACCUGCCCUAUCUCUGUUCCAGCGCCUGGUUUCGCACUUGUCUUCCUCAACGAUGAAGCCUUUACGGAGACGGAUGGAGCGAGCCCGAAGACGUUCCCCACUACUGCUAUGACGAAGACAAUCAAUACUGCAACAGUCGACCAGGCGGUGUUAUCAACGAGUAAUGGACACAGUGGCAUGAAGGAUGUUCUAGGAAGUACUAGCAAGGGAUCACAAAACGGUGUUACUGGACUCCGUGCGAGUGGGCUGCUGACUGCCUUUGCGGUCGGGGCUAUAAUGUUUGUCAGGACCUUGAUUAGAUGACAUGGACGUUUUACCACAUAACGACUUCUUGAUUGCAUGCUGUGGCUAUUGGGACAUUUCGCUUUUAUUUUGCAUGCCCUUGAACUAUCAUUUAUCUUAAUACUAUAUUACUCAGAAUAAUAUAUUGUACUUAUGGCCGGAGGAAUGUUAUAGGGACACUCUCUUAUCGCACAACUUUCCAGCAUUCUUCUCGCUUGACGCCUGCUCUGCGUACCACCUGUAAUUUUUUGGUGGUCCGUGCAAAGGUCCGUGGCGACCACUGUAGGGACUCAUUGACUGGAGAAUAUACUCACGCUAUCUGAGACUCUUC
Molecule: messenger RNA, 2619 nt
Organism: Desarmillaria tabescens
Lineage: Eukaryota; Fungi; Basidiomycota; Agaricomycetes; Agaricales; Physalacriaceae
Product: glycoside hydrolase family 79 protein
Exons: 8
Coding region: 339-2309 (656 amino acids)
Source: RefSeq, a predicted model, not a curated record